Molecule: messenger RNA, 489 nt
Organism: Knipowitschia caucasica
Lineage: Eukaryota; Metazoa; Chordata; Actinopteri; Gobiiformes; Gobiidae
Source: the annotation of a GenBank genome assembly
AUGCUCAACAUUAUCGAGCUUUUCUACGUUUUGUUCAAAAAUAUCAAGGAUCGCGUCAAGGGUAAGCAGCCGCCUACACAUUACCCAACUGGAACCAUGAGUACAUCGCCGAAAGAACUCUCCACAACGAAGUACGCCUACUACAACGGCUGCUCUUCCCCCAGUGCGCCUCUGUCCCCGCCGGGAUACAAGCUAGCUACAGGUGAACGGGGAACAGGCUCGGUCCGGAACUUCAACAAACAAGCGACAGAACAGAACUGGGCUAACUACUCCACGGAGCAGGGCCGACUGGGACCGACCGGAGGAGGUAGCACCAUCUCCAACUCCCACGCUCAGGCCUUUGACUUCCCAGACGACACCGUAGAGCACAAGAAGAUUAUUCAUCCACCGGCUCCGGAGCUGCACCCUCUGUCCCUGCUGGACCCUCGGCCCUGUAGCCGUGCUAGCAGCCGCAUGAGCCGCGCCCGGCCUGACGAUCUGGACGUGUGA